Molecule: messenger RNA, 735 nt
Organism: Ostertagia ostertagi
Lineage: Eukaryota; Metazoa; Nematoda; Chromadorea; Rhabditida; Trichostrongylidae
Source: the annotation of a GenBank genome assembly
AUGAAAGAAUUGGAAGAUGUACUACGAAGCAGUGAAGAGGAAAGAAGACGGCUAGAAAUGGAACGUGGGAAGGAAGAAGAACUGUUCAGUCGUGCUUUAGCUGUGACGAACGAGAGCGAAAAGACAGAUCAGAAACGAGAAGGUUUAACUGCCACAUCAUCGUCGCGCACUGAAGCGACACCUUUGGUCACCAAAAAUGCAGAACUAAAAGCUACAUCCGAAGGAGCGGCAUCAAAGUCAUCAAACACCGUAGAAGGUUCUGAGACGGUUGGGUCCGCGGGAAGCGCUGAUUCGAAACCAUCCAGAGCAGCUACAGCGAAGAAAGAUCGACGCGAAAGCACAGGAGAGCGACCUCCGACAAUGAACACCUUAGCUCCUUCCGAAAGAGAUCGACGUGCAAGCGUAGGUGACAAAAGUCCAACGACAAAGACGUCAGCACCACCCGAGAAGACACCGCCAAGAACCAGGGGCAAUGGACGUCCACCUACAGCAAAGCGAGGAAACACUCCAAGUGGUGGUGUUGGUGAAAGAGCUGCGUUGAAAAGUGUGAAGGAUAGGCGUCCGUCUACAGAAGCUCGGAAGCCGAAAGAGGACGAUCUCGUCAAUACGAGCGCUAGAGCGAAAACUGAAGCAGAGCUGGAAGACGAGGGAAUGAUGUAUGGACCACGUGGGAAGAACAUCUACGAUGUGAAUGUGAGCGAUGUUUUCUUCAACUUAAACUGCUACUUGCUCUGA